Molecule: messenger RNA, 847 nt
Organism: Hevea brasiliensis (rubber tree)
Lineage: Eukaryota; Viridiplantae; Streptophyta; Magnoliopsida; Malpighiales; Euphorbiaceae
Product: protein yippee-like
Exons: 7
Coding region: 223-615 (130 amino acids)
Cellular component (GO): ubiquitin ligase complex
Source: RefSeq, a predicted model, not a curated record
AGCCUCACGAGGGAGGAGUGGAGAGAGUCUCUUCAAUUCAGAACUGUAAGCAUUUUCGCUCACAUGUCUCUAUAUAUAGAGGAGGAGCAUUUGCUAUCGGUUUCAUGAAACCAUAACCAUUUCAUUGCUUUUUUGCGCUCUCUGUGACCGCGGCUGGGAAACAAAGAUUGAUACUAGGCUUGGUGGUGUUUGUUGGUAGAUAGAUUGUUGGAAAGGGAAGAAAUGGGAAGGGUAUUUGUGAUCAAUCUUGAAGGAAGCAUCUAUAGCUGCAAGCACUGCCAAACCCAUCUUGCUCUUGCUGAUGACAUCAUUUCUAAGUCUUUCCACUGCAGGCAUGGAAAGGCUUAUCUCUUUGAUAAGGUUGUGAAUAUCACAGAAGGAGAGCAAGAAGAACGAAUGAUGAUGACUGGAAUGCACACUGUUGUUGACAUAUUCUGUGUCCGUUGUGGUUCGAUUUUGGGCUGGAAAUACGAGUAUGCGCAUGAGAAGGCCCAGAAGUACAAGGAAGGAAAAUUCAUCCUUGAGAGCAGGUAUAAGAUUUUGGGUCCUGAUGGAAGCAACUACAUGGGUGGUCAAGAGGCUCAAGCUAUAGGGAGUGAUGCUGAUGAUGCUUGAUUGGCUAUUUAGCGUGGAAUGAUUUUACAUAAUGAUUCCUGAACUGGUGUACUGAUAUCCCAGCUAGUCAUUUAUUCGCUUCUCUGUUCAUGGUAAUAUCACGUCACAAUUUCAAAUCUAUUGUGCAGCUUGAGUUGGAUGUGAGGAGAAACCCAGUUGGGAUCCUAUGUUAAAUUUGGUGCUACCGUUAAGCACUUUUAGAAAAUAUGAUUCCAUUCUUACAUGAUCGCAA